This is a messenger RNA of Populus euphratica (Euphrates poplar), 1548 nucleotides long. RefSeq lists its product as uncharacterized. NCBI's taxonomy places the organism in Eukaryota, Viridiplantae, Streptophyta, Magnoliopsida, Malpighiales, Salicaceae. The record is from RefSeq and is a predicted model, not a curated record. The transcript has 5 exons. Gene Ontology annotation, biological process: lipid metabolic process. Bases 36 to 1454 code for a protein of 472 amino acids. Gene Ontology annotation, molecular function: triacylglycerol lipase activity.
AUAUCAAUUCAUCAUUUCUUCUUUGCUUCCAAGCCAUGGCCACUUGCAAUGACGAGCAUUUCUGUCAAGAUAAGUUCUUGCUCGAUCCAAAGGAAGCUAGUUUGAAGGAACUCGUUCUUCUCUUAUUCUGCUCUGAUGUAAAAAGUAGAAAAUUCGUUGACUGCUCCGAAGAGAACCGGCUGAGAGAUAUUAAUCGACGAUGGCUAAUUUUCAUCUCGAUUCUUGUGCAAAAAAUCCUUCUUUCUUGCAGGGAAACCAUGGCUCAAACAGGGCAUAUUUUAGAGUACUGUUUAAAUCUUAUCUCAAACAACGGUGGCCCUUUCAAGCUCCUGUUGAAUUUUUUGAAGGGCAAGGUUGUGAGGCCGGAUGAAUCAUCAGCGACGUUCAGAUCUACGGUAGGACAUUCUGACUGGAGAAUAGAGCUAGACAAGAGUAGCAGACCCGGGGAAAUAAAAUAUAACACUUCCUUGUCUUUGAUGGCCGCCAAAUUGUCAUACGAAAACAAAGCUUUCAUCGAAACCAUCGUCAAAGAUCAUUGGAACAUGGAGUUCUUGGGUUCCUACGACUACUGGAACGGGUACCAGGAAAGGGCCUCAACGCAAGCAUUAAUGUUCCAAGAUAAGAAGGUUGACCCAACCUUAAUUGUGGUGGCUUUCAGAGGGACCAACCCAUUUGAUGCAGAUGACUGGACCACAGAUGUGGAUCUCUCGUGGUAUGACCUUCAAGGCAUUGGUAAGCUCCACCGUGGCUUCAUGAAAGCCCUAGGCCUACAAGAGAAUGGCUGGCCCAAAGAAAUUGAACAAGGCAGUGGCCAUUUUUAUGCAUACUACGAAAUUAGACAAAUGCUGAGGGACAUAUUGCGCAAGAAUGAGAAGGCAAAAUUUAUAUUAACAGGGCAUAGCUUGGGUGGGGCUUUGGCUAUACUGUUCAUGGGAGUGUUAGCAUUACACCAGGAGGCUUGGUUGCUUGAGAGAUUGGAAGGGGUUUACACCUUCGGGCAGCCCAGAGUAGGAGAUGGACAAUUUGGGGAAUUUAUGGUAGAUAAGUUGAAAAGGUAUGAAGUAAGGUACCUGAGGCAUGUCUACAGUAAUGACAUGGUGCCUAGAUUGCCCUAUGAUGACAAUCUUCUUUUAUUCAAGCAUUUCGGUCCCUGCAUCUACUUCAAUAGCUUCUAUAAACGAAAGGUUAUGGAAGAAGAGCCGAACAAGAACUACUUCUCUUUGUUGUUGAUACUCCCCAAGUACCUCAAUGCUGUCUGGGAGCUUAUCAGAAGUUUUAUAAUCCCUUACCUCCAGGGCCAGGACUACAGAGAGAGUUGGUUUAUGAGACUGCUAAGGAUUGCAGGAUUGAUAGUUCCAGGAAUACCAGAACAUAUUCUUCAAGAUUAUGAUAAUUCUACCCGGUUGGGAUCCCUUCAACUCAAGGAUUCUCAGCAAGAACUUCACCAAGAGUAAGAACCGUUAAAAUGACAACACCAGCCGUAAAUAAUAACUGACCAAGUCAGCUUUGAUUAUCGGUUCCUUUGCAGUUUAUCUGUUCUUCAAUGUU